UGAAAUCCCGCUCCACCCAACGGUCGAAAUGCAGAGACGAUAAGUAUUCAUCUACCGCCACUAAAAGCUUCAUCAGCAGUUACAGAUCUCGUCGGAGAAGAUCAAGCGAUGGAUUUCCACACUCUAACAAGAAGACAACUCCAAGCUCUCUGCAAGAAGAACAAGAUCCCCGCUAACUUGACGAAUGUCGCCAUGGCCGAUUCACUCAAAGCUCUUGAUCUCGUCGAGGGGAUUGAGGAGUUUUUGAUUGACCGAUCAAAAUGUGAAUCGGAGCAAUCCAACAUUGAAACGCCAAUUGCUCCUCGCACUGGCGGUAGAUCAUCUGCUCGACGGUUACCAAUCAAGGAAGAUGCAGUUAGUUCCCAGAUUGUGACAAGGACACGACGAGGGGGCAAAGACAAGGAAAAUGCGAAGCUGGACGUCAAUGAAACUCCAGCAGGACAGAGUUGUCGAAGAAGGGCUCCAAUCGCUCCAGUUCGGCCAAAGAUGGAGGCCCAGUUGGAGAUUGAGAUGGAAAUUGAAAAGAAAGAACAAUCGAAUCAAGGUGAGGAGAAAAAGGAUGUCCCUGAAACGCCAAUGGCAACUAAGGGCCAACGAUUGACUAGGGCUACGCGUUCUUCAACUCUAGUGGGUGGGAAUCAGAAGGUGGAGACUUGUACGAAGAAAGUCAGCACUCGUACUCGUAGAAGUACAAGAUUAUUGGAAAAUAAAAUGAUGGAGCUGAAUUUGAAUGAUGAUGAUGAGAUUGAACAUAUGAAGCUCGACGUUGCAUCUGAUAAUGUAGUCCAGUUAUUGGACGAUAAGGGAACUGAAAGCCAGACAAUUGACGAAGAUGUUCCUAGUAAAGUAGAGACUCUGGUUGCUCCAUCUGAAGGAGUUGAAGAACAAGAAGAAGAUAUUCAAGAGAGUAAGGGAGACGAAGAUAUUCUGAAUAAAACCCAAAAUUCAGAAGAUUCUAGUCACACCUUGGAUGUGGAACCUGAAGAAACUGAAGAGAAUGUCCAUGCUAGUGAAAUCGAGAGUUAUGAAUUAUCUGACCAGAGUUUGAAUGUGGAGCCAGUCUUUGAAGAACUUAAAGAAUUCAUUCAAGAGAGUAAGGGAGACGAGGAUAUUCUAAGUAAAACCUUGGAUGUGCAACCUGAAGAGGUUGAAGAUGAUGUUCAAAGGGUUGAAGAAACUGAAGAAGUUGAAGAUGAAGUUAAAGAGAUUGAAGAAGCCGAAGAGGCUGAAGAUGGUGUUCAAAAGGUUGAAGAAACUGAAGUGGUUGAAGAGGGUGUUCAAAAGCUUGAAGAAACUGAAGUGGUUGAACAUGGUGUUCAAAAGGUUGAACAAACUGAAGUGGUUGAACAUGGUGUUCAAAUGGUUGAAGAAACCGAAGAGGUUGAAGAUGAUGUUCAAAUGGUUGAAGAAACUGAAGAGGUUAACGAUGAUGUUCAAGAGAUUGAAGAAACUGAAGAGGUUGAGGAAGAUAUUCAAGAGGUUGAAGAUGAUGUUCUAAUGGUUGAAGAAACUGAAGAGGUUGACGAUGAUGUUCAAGAGAUUGGAGAAGCUGAAGAGGUUGACGAAGAUGUUCAAGAGAUUGCAGAAACUGAAGUGGUUGAAGAAGUGGAAAAUGUUGAAGAUGAUGUUCUAAUGGUUGAAGAAACUGGAGAGGUUGAUGAUGAUGUUCAAGAGAUUGGAGAAGCUGAAGAGGUUGACGAAGAUGUUCAAGAGAUUGAAGAAACUGAAGUGGUUGAAGAAGUGGAAAAGGUUGAAGAUGAUGUUCUAAUGGUUGAAGAAACUGGAGAGGUUGACGAUGAUGUUCAAGAGAUUGAAGGAGCUGAAGAUGAACAAAAGGUUGAAGAAACCAAAGAUGUUGAAGAUGGUGUUCAAAAGGUUGAAGAAGCCGAAGAGGCUGAUGAUAAUGUUAAAAUGGUUGAAGAUGUUGUUCGAGAGAUUGAAGAUGAUGUUCAAAAGGUUGAAGAAAUUGAAGAGGUUGAAGUUGAUGAUCAAAAGGUUGUUCAAGAAGUUGAAGAAACCGAAGAGGCUGAAGAUAAUGUUCAAAUGGUUGAAAAUGUUGUUCGAGAGAUUGAAGAAACUAAAGUGGUUGAAUGUGAUGUUCAAAUGGUUGAAGAUGUUGUUCAAGAAAUUGAAGAUGAUGUUCAAAAUGUUGAAGUUGAUGUUCAAGAGGUUGAAGAAACCGAAGAGGCUGAAGAUAAUGUUCAAAUGGUUGAAGAUGUUGUACGAGAGAUUGAAGAUGAUGUUCAAGAGGUUGAAAAAAUUGAAGAGGUCGAAGUUGAUGUUCAAAAGGUUGAAGAAACCGAAGAGGCUGAAGAUAAUGUUCAAAUGGUUGAAAAUGUUGUUCGAGAGAUUGAAGAAACUAAAGUGGUUGAAGAUGAUGUUCAAAUGGUUGAAGAUGUUGUUCUAAUGGUUGAAGUUGAUGUUCAAAAGGUUGAAGAAACUCAUGAGGAUGACCAUGUUAGUGAAAUGGAGAGUUAUGAAGUAUUUGACCAGACUUUGAAUGCGGAGCCAGACAAUUUGCUUCAGGAAGGAAUCAAAGAAGUUGUAGAAGAUCUUCAAGAGAGUAAGGAAGAUCUUGUCAGUAAAAUCGAGAACUGGGAUGUUUCUAGUCAGAAUUCGAAUGUGCAAGCUGACUGGGUUGAAGAAGUAGAAGAUGAUGCCAAAAGUAUUGAGGACAACAAGAUAACCGUGGAAUUGCAAGAAAACAAUGAAGAAGACAUAUCGAAAACAACUGAGGGGUUCGAUGUUACAAUUGCCCAAUUGGAGGAUAAAGUUAAAGCCCUCCAAUUAAAUGAUGAAAGCAUUGAAAUGGGAUUUGAUGAUUUGGUAACUGGGGACAGAGAUGCUGAAAAAAACAUUGAUGUUGCUGCAAUUCAUGUGGAAUCGGUUAUUAGUCCAUUCAAGAAGCCAUCAUUAUCAUUAUCAUCAUCAUCAUCAUCAGGCCACGAGAGCUUCCACAUUUUGGAUGUUAACGAGGAGGAGGAGAAGAAGAAGUCGGAGCUUACAACAACAACAGAGGAGGAUGCGGUGAUGAUGAAGAAAGACUACAGUAUUUGUAGCUUGAGGCAGCUGAAGAAGGAAUUCAAACAAAUUGCUGCUGUAAACAACAAAGGAAAGAAGGAUGCUGUUUCAGAACAACUGGUUGUAACUGCAGCAAGACCAGCCUUGCAGGUCAUUUCAGAGAACUUUAAAAUGGUGGGAAACUAAAGAAAACAAGAUCUAGACCCUUUUUGGAGUUUCUUUUUUUAUUUCCUCUGAGUUGGUUUCUUGUAAUCUUGAGAAGGGGGGGAAGGUUCAAACCCUGGUUUGCCUAAAGCCUUCACUACUUAUAUUUCAAAACAAAUUACAAUCCAAUUAUGUUUCAAUAAAUAUGAUUUCAACUUUCCUUUUAAA
Molecule: messenger RNA, 3393 nt
Organism: Impatiens glandulifera
Lineage: Eukaryota; Viridiplantae; Streptophyta; Magnoliopsida; Ericales; Balsaminaceae
Product: probable serine/threonine-protein kinase kinX
Exons: 5
Coding region: 109-3207 (1032 amino acids)
Source: RefSeq, a predicted model, not a curated record